AGUACCAUGCAGACACAUCUGGUUUCAAAUGAGAACAAAAACACGUUUCUUCCUCCGAAUCCUCAAACUCACGACAGCGAGUCUGAGUGACAUGAUCUGCUAAAUGACUAAAUUUGACUGCAUGCUGCCAUGUUCCGCUUCUUCAGAAUGUGGUAACAGAGUGCGCACAGCUGACAAAGUCCAUUCAGGGGAGAUUAUUAAAACACGUUAUUCGACACGUCACGUUUUGUAGUCAAUAAGUCUAUUUAGUACCCUGUUAUAUUAACAAACUCCAAACCAAGAAGUUCGCAACGGAGGAUCUAACUAACAUUUUUGUGGGAUGACAUACUGCAACAGCUCCGUUUGCUACAUCCAGUGGGUGGUCUACGUCCCCACACUGGUGGUGGGUCUUCCUCUCAACCUGGCAGCCCUGUGGCUCCUCCUCUUCAGGAUCCAGCGCUGGACAGAGUCCACGGUCUACCUCACCAGCCUGGUAAUCAACGACAGCCUGCUCAUCUUCUCCCUGCCCUUCAAGAUGUACGCCUACAACCACUUGUGGGCGCUGGGGACUGGCUUCUGUACCUUCCUGGAGAGCCUGGUGUUCGUUAACAUCUACGGCAGCAUCAUCCUCAUCGUCUGCAUCUCGGCCGACCGCUUCGUCUCCCUGCAGUUCCCCUUCGAGUCCAAGCACCUGCGCUCUCCGCGCAAGGCUGCACUGGUGAGCCUGCUGCUGUGGGUGCUUGUGUUCUCUGCCACGGCUCCGGUCUAUGACCUGCACAGCAAGGAUGGCAACGCAUACUGCUUCCAGGGUUUCUCAGACAAAACCUGGAACAAGCUGUGGAUCAUCGUGCUCAUGGAGGCCGUGUUUUCCGCCUGCACCGGCGCCAUGGUGUUCUUCUCGGUGCGUGUGAUGCAGAUCCUGAGGAACCUGCGCAGAAGGAACCCGCUGGACCAGAAACUAAGGAACAACAAGUCUGUGAAGGUGGUUCUGACCAACUUGGUGGCCUUCCUGCUGUGCUUCAUCCCCUACCACGUGAUGGCGCUCAUCUACUUCCUGGCCAAGCACGGGCAGGCGGACAAAGACGUCAUCACGCCAUUGCGGGACAUGGUGCACAUCAGCGCGUGCGUGAGCAGCGUCAACUGCCUGACGGACGGGAUCUGCUACUACCUCAUUCUGAAGGAGAACCUGCUUUCAGCCCGGCUGGAGCGACGCCGGCUGUCCACCAGAGGGAAUGUAGAGGGGCUAGGGAAACAGAACCUGCUCCCAGGCAACAGGGAAAAGGUUUUAAACAAAGUCCCAAGAGAAAUGAACCUCAUUGCUCAGAGUGGGGAGGCUAAAACUAGUGAUGCUUCUUUUCGCUCGUCCCUAGAAAAAAGUGGUGUUAUAGCGUUCGGUCCCCCGCUGAACGCGUCCCUCUGGGUGCUGCUGCGUCGUCACGGCCUUAGUUCCUCCUCCACCGUCUCCAUGUGCCACCUGGCACUGUCCAACCUGCUCCUGGUGCUGUUGGCCAGGGUGUUCCUCUAUGCCCAGACCUGGCCCUUCAGUGUGGAAACCUGCUGCACUGCCACCAUGCUGUUCCGCAACAAUAUCCGCUCCAGCGUGCUCUUCAUCACCUUCAUCACCCUGGACCGGCUGCUGGCCAUUGGUCUUCCUCUGCAGACAUGGCACCUGCGGACGCCGGAUCCUUCCUGGAAGGCUUGUGUGUUGGUGUGCCUGCUGACUGUGGCUACCAGCCUCCCCGAGGGCUUCCUCUUCACCCGAGGAUGUUGCGCAAGAACCUCACCAGCAUGGCGCAGGGUCAACAAGAGGAACGCGAGUGUUGUUCCUCACAAACCUGCUGAUGUUCCUCGUCUGCUUCCUGCCGAUGGAAAUGGUUUCCCCGAGACGCACUCCGAUUCCAAGAUGGCAGCCGUGUGUCUUGCCAGUAUCAACUGCUGUCUGGACCCUCUGUUGCACUACUUUUCUCUUGAUGGAUUUUGGAAGAAGACGCAUCUGACGUCAAGAUCCCUCUUGAUAAAUCCCAUGACAGUCAGACAUCAGCAUGCUGAACCACCUCGACCCUGGAGGCCACAAGGCGCUGAAGUUGAUUUUAAGAUUCACUGAAGUUGGUAUCAUUUGAAUUACCCCUUGCAUGUGGAGUCUUUGAUUAUUAAUAAUAAAGUAUAUUUUCUUUGAA
Molecule: messenger RNA, 2156 nt
Organism: Osmerus eperlanus (European smelt)
Lineage: Eukaryota; Metazoa; Chordata; Actinopteri; Osmeriformes; Osmeridae
Gene: gpr55a
Product: G protein-coupled receptor 55a
Biological process (GO): phospholipase C-activating G protein-coupled receptor signaling pathway; positive regulation of Rho protein signal transduction
Cellular component (GO): plasma membrane
Molecular function (GO): lysophosphatidic acid receptor activity
Source: RefSeq, a predicted model, not a curated record